CGAGUCGUUUGCUAAAGCUUAACAUCAUAGUCGCGAUCGGCGGUCGGCGGUCGGUGGCCUGUGUAUUCGGCGGUUGUUGCUUACCUACUUUCUGGCUACGUGCACAGUUGGUUGAAUGGUUAGAUGGCUGCAUGCUUGGAUGGUUUGGAUGGCAGUCUAGUGAGCUGUUGGCUGUUGGCUGCUGUUUUCACUGACUUUUGUUUUUGUUGUUGUUGUUGUUGUUUUCAUUGUUGGCAUUAUUGCUAGUGGCGGUUAUGGGGAUGGUGUUAUGUUUGCUGUUUUCAUCCCAGAACGCCACUUUCAGAUGUGAAGUCGUUCAAGUCGGUAAAUUGAAGGCGGAACAACAAGGAGCGCAAGGACGGAAAGAGGUUAACACCGGGGAGGCCAAAGUGCGCGCGGGUUCUAAAUUAUACGCUAUGAUUGUGGCAAGGGAUGUACAAUUUGUGUGUGCGCACGCCAAUGCCUUUAGUCAUGUUUGCUUGUGUGUGAUCUGUGAAGCUCGUGUGUCUAUGUUUAUGUGCAUUGUAAGCUCGACUAAGCAGCACUUGGCAGGCAAGCAGUCAGCUUGCGCAUCCGUUUGCCGUUUUUGCUGUUAGAUUGCAUGCAAUGUGCCUACGCUUGUGUUGCCCCGCUGCUAUGUUUGCCACUUGGUUGAACGUGGGUAGUGCUUAUGGAUGCGGGUGGUCGGGCCGCAGACGAGCAAGUUGAUGGCGGAUUGUUGAGGUACUUGGCUCGUGCGACACCGUCUGUGUACUCGACUCUACGGACAUUCAAACAUGCAUAUGAAUGAGCGUUUGUGUGUGCAUUGCUGUGCGAGUUUGUGUGCGCGUGUAUUUGGCUUGUGCGGAAUAAUGUAUGUGUUCAAUGCGGACGGCGUGUCGGCUGGCCUCUGUAGUAUCUCUCUACCAAUAAAUAUGUAUAUGUGUGUGUUUGCGGUAUAGGUCGUAGCCACUGGCAGUGUGCGCCAGUUACUCACAAUUUUCACCGACCCGUCUUUUUAUGUCACACCCGGCUUUUGGUCGACGGUCGGCCGUCGACUCAAAACAGUAGCGAUGAUGGCAAGCAGCCUGGUCUUUUUGGGAUGCACAAGUAUUGGCGCGCACGUCAUACAUCAAGGGGCGGCAUACGCAAGCAAGGGUAGUUUAACAAGACUAUAUGGAUAUGCACAUAUAUAUGUACGUAUAAGCAUAUAGGUUGGGUUGGUAGACGGGUGGAAUGGUGAGACAGUGAGUCGGUCAAUUGAAUGGGUUUUGUCGGCUACGUUUUGAUAUGCGUCGGUUUGGUUUGGUCAGGUUAGUCCGUUGAUUUCUUUCGGUUUGGGUCGGCUUGUCAUUAUAGGUAUGAAUGUAUAUAUGCUACAUACAUACAUAUGUACAUGUUAUACGGUUGGUUGGGUUGUAGGCGCGACGAUAGCGACUAAAACCAAAGAAGCGUCAGGCGUUGAAGGGAAAGCAGAGAAAUACAUUUGAGUACACACGCCAAGGGAAUUCCACCCUGACACCAAGAGCUCAACAAGCAGCGGCGGCAAAUAACGUAAACGGCAAUUUUAGCUACGAAGGUGUCGGAGGCGAGGAAACAGAAGGAACGUACAUAGACGCAGACGAAACUUUAGCAGCAAUUGUAAAAACUACCAUACCAUAAUGUGUGUAUGGCCAUGUGUUAGACAGUGUGAAUCGCAGAUCCGCAAUGUUGACGUUGUUUUUUUCUCUAAACGCCGUUCUGCGUUGUUAUAAAUUUGAACGGAUGUAUGUACAAGUACAUACACGUACACACAUAUGCGAAUAGGUGGGCUCUAGUGUAAGCGGUUGACGAGCCACACGACAUCUCUGGAGCCCAGCAGUCGACGCACAUUGUAUUAUUUGUCUUUAAAGUCAGUUGAUAUAUGCCAAGUGAUGCUGUUUGUGAGGGCGUUGGGCUAGUUUGGCAAACAUUGUGCGAAAAGAUGCGAUUCUAUCACGAAUUACAUUAUAAAAUGCUAAACUAUUAAGGCAACUAAGUGUUUUAAAGAUUAAUACAAUGAAUGACAUUGGGUAUAUCGCUUUAAACGAAUGCAUUUAUCAAUUGGCAUUACUUGUCUUUUGCUGACGAAUCGGAGACAUACAUACAUCAAACUACUAUACGUAGCUAAUCUUUGUAGUCAUAUUGCAAUUUUAGUGCCAGACGUUGUACAUCACAUACGUCAUCAUCAUCCUCUUCACCGUGUUGGCGGUGCUCUCGUUUUGUUGAACAACGCCGAUGUUGGUGUCAGGUCGUAAGUCGAUGGCAUAGUCGUUGCGUCGUCGUGGUUUUGCACGGGCUUUAAGUCCCAACGGUUGCCGCCCAAACGCCCCAGUGGCACAGCCGCGUGCACACAACUUGCCACAACCAGUCAACCAAGGAACCAACCAACAAACUGGCGAAUGUUGCCAUUACUUGGCGUUGGCGCAUGUUGCUACAGCUACUGCUACUGGCAUUGCUCGCGCCAUUCUUGUAUUUGUUGUUGUUGUUAUACUCGUUUCUGUUGUUUUGCUGGUGGUUAGCUGACUCCAAUCUGCCGCACUCAGCUCAGCUCAACUCAACUGAACUGAACUGAACUCGAGUCGACUCGGUAUGCGACAUGCGGCAUAGCAUGCUACUGUUGUGAUUCGCUUCGACACACAUGUAUACACAUACAUACAUACAUACGUGCACAUGAAUAUAUGUAUGUUUGUACGUAGGGCAUCGUCGUCGCAGCCGUCGGCGCGGCCAGGAUAUUUAGAAAAGCACCAAGGAUAAUGAUUCAGUUUUGAUUUAAAUUCUGUUAGUUCGUCGUGCGACGUCUUGGCGUGUGGACGCUUCGAUACGUUUUCGUUUCGCCUCGUUCGAAUUUGCUUAUUUUUCGUGGUUAACAUCGUUUAGCGAAACAUUCCAUUUGAACGCAUUGUGCUUAAAGCAAUUUAACACAUCCACGUUAUCGUCAGCACCGUCGCUGACACAGUGCUAGUGAGACUGCAGACGUAAUUGUCGUUUGUGUCUGGCCUCAAUGCGAGGUAUGGUGUAGUUGUGCGGGUGGUAGAAUUUAAUUGUAGCCUACAAGUUUGUUUAAAACACACGAGUCAGCGCGCUUUCAAUUUCGUUGUGUUUAACUUGCGACGGUUGUUCGCCUUCAAUGCAUACGCACUUGUAGAGUACUCGGAUUGUGACAUUGCUAUUUCCGCACAAACUUAAGUCGGCAAAGACAAAGUGACGCUGUCUUUGAUAGCCACUUGCCUUGUGUGUUAAUGGACUAAGUGGAUUCUUAACAGUGAGGUGAUCAUGUGUACCGUGCACGCUUCUGCAACAUUUCGUUUCUCUGUUUAGUUACGGAUACGCGGGGCUUUUCGGCAAACAUGACAAUAUGACAGCAAAACGCGACAAGGAUUAUGCUAAAAGUAAAACAUCAACUGGAACAGGUUUUUCUGCGUCAGCAUCUACAGGAGCAGUAAAAUCAAUAGGUCUAGUCACAUCAUCACAAAAUGUAACAUCAUCUCAGGACAUUACGAAACGAACAAACAAGCCACUUAUGGAAAAGCGACGACGUGCACGUAUCAAUCAAAGUUUGGCCAUACUAAAGGCACUAAUUUUGGAAUCGACAAAGAAUCAGUCAAAAACCACAGAUGGGCAAACCAAACACACGAAAUUGGAAAAGGCCGAUAUACUCGAAUUAACUGUGCGACACUUUCAACGGCAUCGAAAUCUCGAUGACACAACUAUUAAUAAAUACAGAGCCGGAUAUACGGACUGCGCCAGAGAGGUUGCACGUUACUUGGCCACGCCCGAACCACCCCCUUUGGGAAAUAUCCCUUCGCUGUCGGAACCGGGGUCAAAAGCACGACUUUUGCGACAUUUGGACCAAUGCAUUGCUGAAAUUGACAUUGAGAUAUGUCCUCAUUCGACAGCGACAUAUGCCGACAGUCCAUCCAGCAGUUGUUACGAUAUCAACACUGCGCCAAAGAAACCUCAACCGGACGAUAACUCGUUGGACUAUAGUAGCCAAGACUCAAACCCAUUAGAUUUCAGUAAAGCCGCUUCAAAUGUUUUAACAUCCAAAGCAAAUUUUGUUAGUCCUGCUGGGACGCCCGUAGCACAUUCCACAAAUUCACCCUGUUCGGAGCGCCUAGGUUCACAAGAUGAGAACAAUAAUCCCGAUGGUCCUCAGGGUAGUACAGGAUCGAGUAGAAGUGAUGCAAAUAUGCGGCCAAUGAUUUCUGCUGGCGAUAUACCGAAUAUAGUCGACAUCAAUGCUGUGCAGAAUUUUGAAGAACGCAGUAAACUAUGUUCUAAUGUAUUGGACACAUACAAACAUCUUAAAGUAAAUGACCCAACAGGAAUCCUUGUGCUUCCCCCACACUAUGUUCAAUUAGCAGCAGCUUUGGGUCUAAAUACCCAUCCCGUCAUGGAUGCAAUCACCACUCGCACAGAUUUCGAACGACUGAUCGAAAUGAAUCACGUGCCUCCACUAUCAGCUCAGAUUGCCGGCAAACUUAGCACAUACGGAUCUCUACCCGGUGCUUUAGAGGCAGCACAUGCCGCUGCUGCCUAUGCAGCCACUACUAUGGCGGCAAAAGAAAAUGGUAUUCAGGCUGCUAGUACAGCAUCGCCAGUGAUUGGUAACAUCAAUAUGGAACGUCCCGCCUCUGUGCUCUCCAAUGCAACUUCUGUUGCUUCAACCUCUGUCAGCUCUAUGACAUCAACCGAUUCGCAGAAGAAUGCCACACAACAGCAACAUCAGCUAGCCCGCUUAGAUGUUAGUGCAGUAUCGACAGUGGAAGCAGCACAAUUGAAUAUGGUUAGCAAUCCGCUUUCGGCAAAUAUUGCAGCUGCAGCUGCGGCAGCAGCAGCAGCAGCCCAACACCAGUUGCAUCUACUGCGACCCAAUGAGGCUCUAGCACGGCAAGAGCAACAGCCACAAGAUGAAAAUAUGUGGAGACCAUGGUGAGACGAGCAAAUAUGAAUGUUACUUCAAAUGCAGAAUUCAAAGCUUAAAACGCGUGACAUUGUAAAUACCAAAGAUUUCUUAUAUAUACAACUUUAUAUAUUUAAAGUUAGGUAUGUAAGUUAUAAACAAAUAUGUUUUCGUUAAUAAUUUAAAGACGUUUAGCACCGUCUUAUACAUACAUAGGUAAUUAACAGCAUAUAUUGUUACAUUCUUAUCGGAAGAGGUAAUCAGCGUUGUAUAUUAUAUGGUAUAAAAAUUAUAACGCAGCAUCUUUCCUAGGAACUCGUUUGGAUAAUUGUAUUUCUUUUUAUUAUUAUAUUUUCAAGAUUAUGACGUACUUAUUAAAUAGCUCGAAAAUUUAAAGAUUAGUAUACACAAAAAAACAAUUAGUUCGAGGGAAAAUCGCAUCACUUGUAUUUUCUUAAUGAGUAAUUUAAAUAUGCUUCUUGUUCUUCGAAUUUGUUUUUAAUAUUAUACAGCACUUUCUAAAAAGGAAUGACAGUUUGUCGAAUUAGACUUCAUCUUAAUCGCUGAACGCGUUUUCAGGCAAUUGUUGCAUUCGCGUAUUUUUCCAGUAAAUACUAUUUAUGAAACGUGACAUCAUUUAUUUCGCGAGCAUCUUGUUUUGGUAAACACUUGGGUUUUUUUAGACACAUAGUUUUAAAACAAAAACAAAAACGCAGCCUUAUGUCAGCAAUAACGCACCGAAUAUUCUUUUCCAAUGCGUCAAUCAUCUCGGGCUUGUCUGUCUAGACAAUUGACUUUAUAUAACCCCACAACAAAUAGUCCAGCGGUGUUAAAUCGCACGUUCUUGGAGGUCACGACAUAGGCCCACGACGCGAGAUAACGCGCUCAACAACAUAAUUUGAUUGUUUCGUUGACUGUAUGGCAUGUAAUAAUAAUAAUAACCCAACGAUUAUCCUCCUUCUACCCAAUUAAAGCGAGGGGCGCAAUCCGCAUGCGUGCCGAAUUAGCCGAGUUUUUAAGCGUCGAGAAAAAACUUCAACAGCUAAGAUUUAAAAUUACGUUAUAAUAAAUUGUUAUGAUUUUAUUUAUUAAGAAAAAGCAAUGUAGCAAUAAUCAUGGCUCUAACUGUAACUGGCCGACUUAAUUUUUGAAGAAGUAUGAACCAAUGAUUCACCCUGCCCAUAGAGUACAUCAAACAGUGACUUUUUGAAGAUGCAACGGCGUCUCAACAAUGUCUUGUCGAUUCUCCAAACCACUCCAAAUGCAACAUUUUUGUAUAUUAACGUACCCAUUUAACGUUAAGUGAACGUUAUCGCUGAACAAGAUUUACAUGUGAAAAUCGAGAUCGGUCGUCAUCUCGUUUUGAGCCCAUUGACAGAACGUGCGACGCGCUUGAUGGUCGUUCGGCUUCAAUUCUUGCACGAGUUGGAUUUUGUAAGCAAAGAAAUAUCCUCCCGCGAAAUCUACCGUAAGUGAACUCACUCUGGUCUUCUUCGAUACCACUAAAUUAAAAGUGGUGCGAAACCGAUUCAUGGUUGCUCGAAUUACCGAUCAGUACCGCGCGUACUGAACCAUUUUUUAGUAAAAAAAUGUGCACUAUUUGCAAACGUUGUUUCGUAGUAAGUCUAUUCGUUUUGAAAUGGCAAACCAAAAGUAUUGCCUCCUUGAAAACCACACGUCUAAAAAAACACUCAUUAUCUUACAAAAGAAUUUCAAACUAUACACAAUACCGUAUGUAUUGAUCCAUAUGUAAGAUAUCUUAGCAAAGUUACGUAAAACCGUGAAACCGUAAAAACCGUGUAAAAUGUUUGAAAUCGGUCAACAAAUUACCCCAGCUGUCUUAUACUACAUACCCACAAUGAUUUUCGUUUUCUAGCCAUCAUGACAUAUAUACAUAUGUCAUAUAGUCAUAAUCAUGGUACGCGAAUGCAACUAGAAAACUAAUUUACAAAAACCUCAUUUAGUAUGUUUCAAGUUUUGUUAUGACUUAAGUCCGUAUUUUGUAAAUGUUUAUAAUUUGUGAUCUGUAGCUAUAAUCAUUUGUGACCCAAUGUAGACUUGUUUAAAAUUUAAGAGGAAAAACAUAAAUAUAUAUAAAAUGUAUGUACAUAUACCAUAAGUAUUAAUUAAAUUAUGAAUGUGUUAUAUUAUUGUAUAUGAUUAAUUAUUAUGAAUAAGCAAUUUUGUGUUAAAAAUCACCAAAGGAUAUGUUAUCUGCAUUUAUAGUUGCUUGUACAUAUGUACAUAUAAACAUUUAUGGGCAUAAUUUAUAAUUAUGACAAUCUAACUGUAAAUGACCGUUGCUUUAUGUUUAAUAUUUAUUUUCAAACAACUUUCUAAUCAUAUAUGAAUAUACUAUAUGUACAUAUGAUUACAUAUUUGAAAUUAUUUGCUGUUUUUGUAUUAAUUUUAAAUUCCGGAGCUAUAUAUUAUAUGUAUGUAGUAUUGAUAUCUGAAAGAUAAAGAUACUUGCAAAAUACAAAGGCAUAUAUGAAUAAAACGUGUGUUUACAAAUAUGUUAUGAACAAGCUAGACUAUAUAUGUUAGCUUUGUAUUUACAUAUAAACGUGCCAGUGCCAAAGAGACUAGUACAUAAAAUAGAUAUAGUCAUAUAUAUGCAUAUACACAACUUUAUUUGCGGCAUACUAGCAUAAACAUAUGUGUAUAAGAUAUUAAAUUGAAUGUAUGUAAUAUAAAAAAAAAUAAAUUCUUAUUUGUCCAAAAAA
Molecule: messenger RNA, 7629 nt
Organism: Bactrocera oleae (olive fruit fly)
Lineage: Eukaryota; Metazoa; Arthropoda; Insecta; Diptera; Tephritidae
Gene: Sidpn
Product: similar to Deadpan
Biological process (GO): regulation of neurogenesis; regulation of transcription by RNA polymerase II; anterior/posterior pattern specification
Cellular component (GO): nucleus
Molecular function (GO): RNA polymerase II cis-regulatory region sequence-specific DNA binding; protein dimerization activity; DNA-binding transcription factor activity, RNA polymerase II-specific
Source: RefSeq, a predicted model, not a curated record